AUGAUGCUAAUCAGAUUCUUUCUUCAUAUUGCCGGGGCGAGACUCGCCGUGACAGCACCAGAUUCACCAGUUCAGCCACCAAGCGCCCCGGAAUGGGACCUGUCUAAACCAUUGAAUGGGUUUACCUUCCAGCGAGCCAAGGCCAUGUCUGCUGCUCCUACAAUCGACAGGCCGGCUCUGCUUUAUUCCAAGAUUACCAACAUUAAGAGCUCAUCAAGCAAUUAUAAUGCGGUUUCGAGCCUCGUGCAAAUUUUGCAAACACCCCCUUCGCACGGCCAGCACACAUAUCAAAACAUCAGCACCACCGGAAACUUAUCGACUCAAUACGCCAUUCAAUGCGGAUGGGACGGUGCUCCAGUGUGGUUGCUUCUGGACACGGGAAGCGCGGACACAUGGGCAGUUCAAAACGGUUUCGAAUGCCAUGACUCUGAUGGUACGAAGCAUAAUCAAGCCGCAUGUGCUUUUGGGAAUCCCCACGUGAGGGAAUUUCAAAACGGUCCCAUUGAUGGUCUUCACUUCUAUCUAAAAUACGGCUCUGGCGAGAAAGUCUUCGGCCCCAUGGGUUACGCUGACAUAUCUUGUGGAGGUGUUUCUGUCCCGAGACAACAAGCUGGGCUCGCUAACUAUACCUAUUGGCACGGUAAUAACCUUACGGUCGGCAUCUUGGGUCUUGCAUACCCAUCCAUUACAAGUGCUUUCUAUGGGGAGAUUGGAAAAGAAGCCGCCUGGAAUGCCAUCCAAUAUGUACCUUUCCUGACAAAUGCCAUCAUGCAAGGAAGCAUAGAUCCGGUUUUUAGUGUUGCCCUGGCCAAGAACUCUUCGAAUGGAAUUAUUGCCUGGGGUGGCUUGCCGCGAGUCCAGACAGCGACUGAUGUCUACGCCAAGGCUGAUCUAAUCAUAGUAAGUGGUGCCAGCCCAGAGGUGUGCAGACCAAGAUUGUUGGUCAAGACUCAAGACAACCUCAUUCAGAGGUGCUAA
Metarhizium acridum CQMa 102 is the source of this 978-nucleotide messenger RNA. The record is from RefSeq and is a predicted model, not a curated record. NCBI's taxonomy places the organism in Eukaryota, Fungi, Ascomycota, Sordariomycetes, Hypocreales, Clavicipitaceae.